Linum tenue is the source of this 798-nucleotide messenger RNA. Lineage: Eukaryota; Viridiplantae; Streptophyta; Magnoliopsida; Malpighiales; Linaceae. The record is from the annotation of a GenBank genome assembly.
AAAAGAAAAACAAACGAAUCCACCACUCCACUCAGCGCCACAAAUUCUUCCCUUUCUUUUUUUUAUCCUCCAUGGCUUCCCUCCUCGCUUCCUCUUGCUCCUCUCCCCUCCCUUCUUCUCCUUCUCCGCCAACAACGUCUACUUGUACAUGCAGCAAUCUUCUCCUUCGAGCACGGUUGCCAUUCUUGAAACCGAAACUCCCUUCUCCACCUCCCUGCUGUUCUCCCAGCAAGCGAAACCUCCUUCCCAACUCAACGGCCAAUCUCAUCGUCGUCCCGCCGCUUUUCCUCUUCCCCGGAUCAUCACCUCCCAAUACCCAGACAGUUUUAAUCACUGCUAGCGUAGUGGCCGCCAUUGCUCUCUCCCUUUUCCUCGGCCUCAAAGGAGAUCCAGUUCCGUGCAGCAAGUGUGCUGGAAAUGGGGGCACGAAAUGUGUGUUCUGCGAGAACGGCAAGAUGAAGCAAGAAACCGGCUUGAUGGACUGCAGAGUAUGCAAGGGUGCAGGUAUCAUCAUCAUCAUCAUCCUAUGGUUGAUACUGUGCAAGAAGUGCAGAGGUUCUGGGUAUUCUAGACGGCUAUGAUCUUGUUUUUGUCUGGGCAUUUAGUUACAUAUACCUUCUAUCUGCCUAUUUUUGGGUUCAUUUUCUUCUUUCUCCAUCCAUCUUAUAUGAUGUGUAAAUGCUUUGCUAUUUUUCUCCUCUGCUGUGCAACUUCUUGAGUAAUGUUGAGUACAGAAAUGUAAAUAUUGCUGUCUUAAAACAGCCCUACAACUUAUAAUGAUUCAUCCAAGUUUUGGCC